AGCGGGCAAGUUUGAAACUUUGUGCUUUCUUGCCAUGAAGAUAGCACCCGUGGGGUCUGGCCACCAGAAGACCAUUCUGGAGCGUUUUACGGCCGCUCCUUGUAUCACCACAAUGGUAGUCGGAACAAUGUGGGCUUUGGUUCUUACUAUAUCUUUGUUGGCUCCACUACGCGUGGUAAUUUUUGUCGCGAGUUGGCACAGUUCACAGUGACAGGCAUCUAAUGAAGUGGUAGCUGUGUUGCCUUGUGCCUUUCAUUAUUACGGCGGAAAUCAUCGCAUCUACAUUGCUGGCGUGCGACUUUGUCCUUAUUAUCAAUCAAAUAAAGAUUCUGUAAGUGUUGUUUGUUUCCUGGAAAUUUUGUGCAUUGGUAUCGACAGAGUUAUUUUCUGUUCCCUCUGCCCUUCCGCUUUUGCACUCGGCUUUCAACAAGCGUAGUGGUGAGUAUAGCUGUUUGUUUCUGUCAGUUGACAGAGUUAACUUUGUUUUUGUUAGCAUGUCCUUGUUGCGUUGGUUUUCAACUUUUUGCCAAGCGUUUUGGUGAGUAUAGCUGCUUGUUUCUCUCAAUCGGCAGACGGAAUCACUGACGCGGCGUUUUGCGGUAAGUCGGCCCAGGGGCAUUUGGGACGGACGCUCAUGUGACAGAGUCAACUUUGUUUUCAAUAUCAUGUCUUUUUGCGAUGACUGUUCACCAAGCGUCUUGUUGAGGCUGCCCGCCUACAGGCUGAAGCAGCGGCUCCAAGCCGAAGCUGAAGCAGACACCCAGGCACGCCGCAAGGAAGCCCAGGAUCUGCUGCAGCGGCACGAAGCCGCCAGCAUCGAAAGACUCAAGUUCUGGCAUUUUCAACCGUCCAACGGCGACGACGCAACACCGGAGGAGCAGCACAAGGAGUUCCUCUCCAAACUCGUGACACGGUUGUUAUACGCUUGCAACUACCAACAGUCCGAGUUAGAGAGACAGAACCAGGAACUGCAGCAACAGUACCAGGAUCUGAAGAAACAGCACCAGGAGUUGGCGAACCUCCGCCGGACAGUGCAGAGUCACGAGGAUGCUACACGGGCACUCAAUUCCCGUGUACUGGACUUAGAGCAAGCUGCACCAGGACCAGAUGCUGGUGUGUCCAGCAGUGCACCCUCUAACAGCCAACCGGAGGAACGCGUUGACCACGUCGUCGCAAUGCUCGGGGACAUCAGCACCUUCGCUGAGCCGACCACCAUCGACAAUCAGCUGGAUACCUUGAAGACCGAGGUCCAGCAACUACAAUUGCCUAACACGAAUGGCAACAGCACACAGCAUUACAAGAUGCCAACUUUUCAAAUUGAGAAGUUCGAUGACUACACGCAUCGGGACCCGGUCCUCUGGUGGGAAGGUUUCACGACGCAGCUUCGGAUUUUGUUAGUCGCCAAACACGCGUACAUCGGCGCCCUGUUUCUUAACUCAAAGGGCGGAUGCCAGGUCUGGUUAACCCACCUGGCAGCCACCCACGGCGUCGACGUCGCAGAUCGGAAAGACAAGAUCUCAUGGGAAGAGUUAACACGGCUGUGGAAGAAGCGGUUCAUCCUCACGGAAUGGAAGAAGAUCGCGGCAACACCCGAUCUCGACUUGCCAUUUACGCAUCUGCGCCGUGAGUUCUACAACAGGUCAUGCGCUGCAUUGAGCCUUGCUCUUGGUGAUCGCGAGCAGUAUGCAACCUUCGCUGAGAUCAUUGACAAGGCGAGGGAGAUCAUCAAGACCAACAGGGCAGCUGCACACGAGAAGUCAGCAUGGCAGCCAACCUAUGUGGAGAAGCUUCGCCGCCAUCUACCGUCGGGGAUUCAACGUCAUGGUAAAGACUCGACUGCCUUGCUAGCGGCCUCCUACACAUCUGGGGAGGAUGCGCAUGUCGCAAGUCUUCGGUACACUUACGAGGACUAUGCUGUCCACUUGGUCCCACCGCUGGACCAACCGCUCCACGUGCAACAAUCUACCGCAUGCACGGUUUCAUCACCAUUGGCAACCGAUUCGGCAGCUUCGCCGCCAUCUACCGCCGGGGAUUCAACGUCAUGGUCAAGACUUGAAGAGCUCGACCCGUUGACUUUUGCGGACUUCCAAUGGAUGCCCCUUCCCCGGUCCGGUCGAUUGCCGAAACCGCAUUGCAACGUGCUCAUGGCACAAUUGCGGGAUUACUUGCACACUGCAGUACCGACUGCGUUGAUGGACGCCGGAGUAGAGGUUGUCGACCUUCACGCCUACAUUGCGAAGAUCGACCGCGAGUUCAAGACGCAACGGUACAACGACCUCGAGGCACCAGUGUUAUAUGUACGCAUUCGAAUCGGAGAGGCGACCUGCAGCGCUUUGAUCGAUUGCGGAGCAUCUCACAACUACAUCAGCCAGGACUUCAUGGUGCGCGUCGGCCUUGGCCCACGCGUCCGGAGGAAGUCCCAGCCCACACAAGUCACGUUGGCAAACGACCACACGCACAAGUCAAUCGACCGGUGCAUUGAUGACGUCCCAAUGUACUUUGCCCCUCACGCAAGUGAGGCAGUGUCCUUUGACAUUCUGGACACCAAAUUCAACAUGAUCUUGGGCAUGUCAUGGCUGCGAAGCGAGGACCACCCGGUGAGCUUCUACCGCCGCACCGUUCACGUUUGUGAUCGGAACGGAGUACUAGUCCCAUGCACGGUGGCUCCUCCUCACCCUUCUAUCAACUGCCACGUGGUAUCCGCCGCAAGCAUGCGAGCUUCCAUCAUCAGAGACGACAUCGAGGAGAUGGGGGUCUGUUUUCUCCACACCCUCCCGCCCCAUGACGCUUCACCAACGGACUCAUCUUCGGAUCCACGCAUCACCGAGCUUCUCGACGCCUACGGCGACGUGUUCGAAGGCCCGCACGGAGUAGUACCGGAUCGUCCCAUCCGCCACGAGAUCAUCCUCGAGGACGGGGCCGUACCUCCGCGCGGUUGCAUCUACCGAAUGAGCGAGGAAGAGUUAAGUGUGCUUCGGGCACAACUCGACGACCUUCUGGAGAAAGGCUGGAUUCGGCCUAGCUCAUCGCCAUACGGUGCUCUUGUUCUCUUCGUCCAGAAGAAGAACAAGGAUUUGCGGUUGUGCAUCGAUUAUCGCAAGCUCAACGCGCAAAUGAUCAGAAACGCCGGCCCUCUCCCACGCAUCGACGACCUUCUCGAGCGACUGGGCGGCGCCAAGUUCUUCUCCAAGCUGAACCUCAAGUCGGGAUAUCACGAACUCGAGAUUCGGAAGGAGGACCGCUACAAAACCGCGUUUAAGACACGGAGUUUGGACGAGCAUGUGGAACACCUGCGCACCGUUUUGGAGCUGCUACGACAAGCCAAGUACAAAGCCAACCGCGACAAAUGCGAAUUCGUGCGGCAGGAGCUGGAGUACUUAAAACAUUAUGUGACGCCGCAAGGCAUCCGUCCACUCGCGGACAAGAUCGAGGCCCUCCACGUAUGGCCCGAGCCCACCAACACCAUGGACGUUCGUUCAUUCAUGGGGUUGGCGGGCUACUAUCAGCGAUUCAUCACCGGAUACGCAAGGAUUGCUGCACCUAUGACGAGAUUACAAUCGCCAAAGGUGCCAUUCGUAUUCGAUGACGACGCACGCCGGUCAUUCCAAGCACUCGAGACGGCCAUGCUCAUGGCACCCGUCCUUAGCAUCUCUGACCCCACCCUGCCGACGAGAGUGACAACUGAUGCUUCCGGCUAUGGCAUUGGGGCAGCCUUGGAACAACACGACGGCGACAACUGGCACCCUAUGGAGUAUUUCAGCCACAAAGUGCCUCCCAUCAACUCGCUUGAUGAUGCAAGGAAGAAGGAGCUGCUCGCUUUUGUGAUGGCUCUCAAGCGAUGGCGGCACUUCCUCCUUGGGCGUCGUAGGUUCACAUGGGAGGCGUGCCAGCUCGGGAGCCGUGGAGUAGUACUUGCAAGGGAGAAAACGCGCGUACUUACUCAAUCGGUCCACGACCGUGAGGAUGUCGUCGUGUCCGAGGCGGUCGCUGGGGAAUGGCCCGGUGACAUCCAUGGCAAUGGAGAGACCGGGUUCUUGCGGGAUCGACAUCGGGCGCAGCUCGCCGUAGGGGUUGCGGUUGCGGGGUUUGCUUUGUCGGCAAACUUCGCAAGAGUCGCAAUACCUCGUGACGUCGGUCAUGAGGUCGGGCCAUCGGAAUCGCUGUCGAAGUCGUGCAAUAGUGCGGUUGACUCCGAGAUGGUCGGCGAGUCGCGAAUCAUGAUACUCGCCGAGGAGGCGAGAGCAAGUACCCGGCGGGCACAUCAGACUGCUCAAAUGAUGCUUCGUACGCUCAUCCGUCCGGACCAGAAAGAUUGGGUUGACCGCCUCCCCGACAUCGAGUUCGCCUACAACACUUCGGUGCACUCGGCGAUCGGCGUGACUCCAUUCGAGUUGCACCACGGUGGACGGAAAGGCCGUAUCUUCGCCGACCUUCUCCUCCCACGACCAGCCGACAUCGAUGCCGCUUGCUCUCCCGCUUCCGUCCGGAAGUAUAGGGAAUUGCUGGCUCAAGCCUGCGCGAAUAUGCAAAAGGCUAAAGUCCGCAUGCAGCAGCAAGCCAACAGGCAUCGCGUGCCAUGUCCCAUCCGCGCCGGCGACCUGGUUUGGGUUUCCGCGGAAGAGUUUGCACUGGAACAGGAUGUCUCAUGCAAACUGCUUCCCAAGUGGUUUGGACCAUGGCCCGUAACAUCAGCCGCGGGCGACGAGCUCGAUGGCCCUUCAUUUGUGAUCAACACCCCCCCGCAUUUGACGGUCCAUCCAGUCUUUCAUGCCUCGAAGCUGGCAACAUACACGCCAGCUAAGAGCGACGACUUUCUGGGCCGACGAUCGCAGGACCCUCCUUCUAUGGAUGGUCAUCAGGAAGUUGACCGCGUCAUCACCGAUCGCAAGUACGGCAGCAAGCCGCGACAGUACAAAGUUACAUUCAAAGCAUGCGAUCGCGACGACACUCGAUGGAUUUCAGGAGCAGAUUUGAAAGCAUCCGCACCGCUGAUCUACGCGCAUUAUGAGAAGCAAAGGUUAGCUCAGGAAGCUUCACGACCAGCCCCUCCCACCCGGACUGUGGUCCCUCCCUCAGACAGACAGCUUCGCCCUCACAGCUUCCCGAAGUACGAGCAGAUCCCGGACAAUGCCGGUCGCCUCAAGCACCAGCAGGAGGGGAAGAAGUUGAGGCCAAUAGAGUACAUGUCCAAAAAGAUGCCCUCUCAGAAGUCGGCCAAGUCCACCUAUGAGAAGGAGCUCUAUGCGAUCUACAAGGCGCUCACCCAUUGGAGGCACUAUCUCCUUGGGAGGUUCUUCUACGUCAGGACUGAUCACCAGACCCUGAAGUGGAUGAGAACCCWRCCUGUGCUYUCCGAYGCUCUGAAGCGUUGGAUUGAAGUCAUAGAGCAGUAUGACUUCGAGCCCCAGUACAUCAAGGGCGAGUACAACACGGUUGCUGACGCGCUAUUGCGUAGACCAGAUUUCUCCGGUGCGCUGAUCACCGAGUUUGGGCUUGCGGACAAUGUUACUCACUCUAUGGUGGAAGCCUACUGCGAGGAUCAGUUUAUGUCCGAGAUCAAUCGCCGACUCGAGGCGAAGGACAAAAUCACUUCUGCCGAGUUUGGGUUUAGUAAGUAUGCUAGGUUAGUUGCAAUGCCGGAAACAGCAAAGACUGAGCACAUCAUUAGACUAUUCAAGGAGAACUGGGUCAGAGAUUUUGGAUUACCAAAGUCUAUCGUGAGUGACCGGGAUGUCAGAUUCACUAGCGAGUUGUGGAAGGCUGCAGCUGCAGAACAUGGGACACCACUGCAGAUGACCUCUGGGAACCACCCAGAGGCCAACGGCCAAGCAGAGCAGCUGAAUCGCGCUGUAGAUGGGGUGCCGUAUCCUGAGGUGCAGAUGCCGGAUUUUACGUAUGUGGUUGUCGCUGCUGGGGAGGUCUUCGAAGUCAGAUGUCGCUCGCUGGCGCCUUGGCCGCCAUUCUUCAUAGCAGAAUUAGCUAUCAAUGGGCAAGGUGUUGGGUAUAUCAGAAAAGGGAAGUCAAUGUCAGACUAUUGGUCCUCCUUCAACGGUUACAGGACACAGGGAGGAAGCGAUGCCCGUUAUCGCUGUUUUCAGUUUGCAAGGCCCGAACGGGUGGUCUCCGCGAGGACUUCUGACCGUGGAGAUUUGAACUCCAGCGUUGGGAAGAUGCAAGUAAGUGUGUAUCAGGCCACAAGGUUCAAGUGCGUGAAAGGCCAUUGCGAAAAGUGCAAGCACGGGCAUCACACUAACACAGGUUCCCCACCCUGUCAAGUUCCAGAAGGUGGCGUUGUGUUUCAGCCAAGUGGGAAAAAGUUUUUCAAGGCGCCCAGCAUUACUGUGAGAGGAGGGGAAGAAUUGCAGGGAUCUCGCUCUUCCUCACCGCCAGCAUUUCAUUGGCGAACAACAUGCUGGAUUCCUGUUCUGACUGUGUGCUUCCAGUUCGAGACUGCUGAUGUGUUGAUGCUCAGGGGGGUGCUUGACGCACACGAUCCUGGCCAUCUAUCUCUUCUGCCAGACCGGCUGCGCGAAGCAUAUCGUGGACCCAUACCAGGGUCCCCAAGGGCAAGGCCUGAGCAACAGGCAGGUGGCCAGGGGACAAGUGUGGUCGCCAACAUGCCGGGGACCUCGAGGGUAAGGUCUCUCAUGCAGCGAGCAAAUAGCGAGAACAGAAUUUCUUUGCCCAGACUGCUGAAAGGGAAGACUAUAUGCCGCGAUAACAAAGAGGAAGUGAUCGCAAGUAACAAGAGUUCUUUGCGCAGAGCAAACCUGCGCAUUGAAUCGCAAGAUGACGGCCCUGGAGGUCUAGCUGUAGCAGGUCUGGGAGCUGGUGCAUCCUCAAGCAGGCAAGUGGCAGGAAACGAUGGAGAUGUCGGUGGUGGCCAUUGUGUACCUCAACCGAGGGGACCCACCAAGCAAAGAGCUUGCAGAAAAAGAGGCGUUCGGGAGAUCGUGCUCAUUGCACUGAAUGAUGACGAUGAUGACGAUAGCAACAUGGUGGAUCUGACAGGCGAUAGCGACUACGAUUCUGAUUGCCGAGUCAUCAAUCCGCGGAGAAAGCGGCGGGGAUUCCGGAUCUUGCGGUCUUUUGUGCCACAAGUGGUCGUUCCCGUGGAGAGUCAGGAGAGUGGAGGGCCUACAAGUUCCGACUGCAAGGGUUUUCAAGGACUCUGGCCAGCGAAAAGCCAGCAGCAUCAGACAGGAAGGCGAUGCGAAACUGUGGUGGACUUGACACAUGACAUUGAUUGAUGAUGGUGUUGUCGUCUGGAUCGAGGAUCAGUACUGGAAUUUGAAGAGAGCGUCGUUCAAUUGUUUGUUGAAUGAGAUGAGACGAGAUGGGGCAAUAUGUAUAUAACCGGUCUGUGAAGUAGAAGCAAACAUCAUGUGAUUGUUAGAUCCCUUGGUUGCUUGUGUCUUUUCUUGCCCCCAUGCUCGACGCAAAGACGAAUAAG
This is a messenger RNA of Chara braunii, 7453 nucleotides long. The record is from the annotation of a GenBank genome assembly. NCBI's taxonomy places the organism in Eukaryota, Viridiplantae, Streptophyta, Charophyceae, Charales, Characeae.